AAUGAACCUCUUACAAACAACUUGGUUGGACAUUAUAUGCCUGAAUGUAGCUUAUAGAUCAACGCCCUAUAAAGGGGUUUUAGUUUAUGCUGAUGAUUUUAAAAUCAGCGAAGCAGAUUCACCCAGAUUCGCCAGUCACUUGGAACUAGAUGGCGUAACGAGAAAGCUAGCUCAAAAAUUUUCCGAAUUAAAAUUGAAUAAGGAAGAAUAUAUGCUUGUAAAAGCCAUGCUCCUCUUAAACCCAGAUAUCCCAAGUUUAGAGUCAGCUGAUACAGUUCAACAACUACGAGACAGAAUGCAUGAUAGUUUAUUAGAAUUUGAAAAAGGUCGGGGUCAGAACGCGGCCAGACGAGUUUCGCAUUUGUUAUUCUGUAUGCCGAUGCUCAUGCAUGAAAAACUACUAGCUACGCAAUUUUGGGUUUCGAUAAAGAAACAAGGACAAGUUCCCCUACAUAAACUUCUUUCUGAAAUGCUCGAAUUUGCGACGAGUUGA
Molecule: messenger RNA, 493 nt
Organism: Dimorphilus gyrociliatus
Lineage: Eukaryota; Metazoa; Annelida; Polychaeta; Dinophilidae
Source: the annotation of a GenBank genome assembly